GGCAGGCGGGCAGAUAAUUAAUAUUCUCGUUGCGGCGCGCGGAUUGGUCGAGGCGCGCCCCGCCCCGGCAGCGGGUUAGGCUGCCCCCUGGCGGUGGCAGGAAGGGGCGGGUGCGGCGCCGGGAGCCCGAGAUGGUGGGCGCCGGGGCGCGCGGGGCGCCGCUGCUGCCGCCCUUGCUACUGCUGGUGCUGCCGCCGCUGCUGCGGGGCGCGGCGGGUGGCCUGGCCGAUAGCGUCGUCUGGGCCGUCAACGCGGGCGGCGAUGCCCAUGUGGACGUGAACGGCAUCCACUUCCGCAAGGACCCGCUCGAGGGCCGCGUGGGCCGAGCUUCUGACUAUGGUAUGAAGCUGCCAAUCUUGCGGUCAAAUGCGGAAGAUCAGAUUCUGUACCAGACUGAGCGUUACAACGAGGAAACAUUUGGCUAUGAAGUUCCCAUCAAAGAGGAGGGUGACUACGUGCUGGUGUUGAAGUUUGCAGAGGUCUAUUUUGCACAGUCUCAACAGAAGGUAUUUGAUGUUCGCUUGAAUGGCCACGUGGUAGUGAAGGACUUGGACAUUUUUGACAGAGUUGGACACAGCACAGCUCAUGAUGAGAUCAUUCCCAUGAGUAUCAAAAAGGGGAAACUGAGUGUCCAGGGUGAGGUUUCCACGUUCACGGGGAAGCUCCACAUUGAGUUUGUAAAGGGCUACUAUGACAAUCCAAAAAUCUGUGCCCUAUACAUACUGCAAGGAACAGUGGAAGAUGUUCCAAAGCUGCAGCCGCACCCGGGUCUGGAGAAGAAAGAGGAAGAUGAUGAUGAAGAUGAAUAUGAUGAUGGCUCCAGUGUUAAAAAGCAAGCAAAUAAGAACCGGGUUCAGUCAGGCCCACGCACACCAAACCCGUAUGCCUCGGACAACAGCAGCCUCAUGUUUCCUAUAUUGGUGGCCUUCGGUGUCUUCAUUCCUACCCUCUUCUGCCUCUGCCGAUUGUGAGAGCAAGCCCCACAGAGCAUCAGCCAAGGGGCUGGGAGGGAAGGAGUUGGACCAAACACGGUUGCUUUCAAUUUCUCCAUAUUGUUCAUAAUUUAAGGAAAAAAAAAAAAAAGAUGAUUCAUUUGGAAUGAAUAGCAGGUCCACGUAAGAGGGAGCUUACCUUCCCCCUGCCAGCAAGCAGCGAGGCCCUCGCCUUCCCCUUCACACCAUGUGCAGCCUCCACUCCUCCCUGGGGCAUCCAAGAGUAAACUGAGUCCUGGCUGUCUGUGUAUUGGGCUGUUGGAAGCUGAUGCUAGCAGUCCUGGGCCAUGUCCCACACUGAGAGAAAGCCAUGUGCUGCAAGAUCUCUGCCUUUGAUGGGUGGAAUACGGUUCCUUAAGCAGGGAAGCAGCUCUUAAAACGAGGCCUGGGUACACGUUUUGUCCAGGAGCGUGGAAGUGUUGUGGUGCUGUUGGGUGACUAACGACUAUGGAGGAUGGAGCCUGGCUCGGCAUCUCCCUGAAUGCGUGCAACAUGAUGUAUGGUACUCGCCUGCAUAAAGAUACCAAGACUCCAGCCAGCUGCUCAGCCUCUGUGGAGAUGUUCCCCUCCUAAGAGAGCAAGCUGCGCCAGGAGCUGAGGGAUUUGUCUGGCCUGAUAUGCUGCACCAGUUGGGAGAGACUUUCCUAGUCUGACAAUUGUAAUGUUAGAUCCAUUGCAGAGGGAUUCUGCUGUAGCCUGUGAGAGGCUGACGUUGUUUGCGUCGAUCAGAUGCACUCGUUUUCUGUAUUGAUUAUGGCUUUUGUUUCCUUUAAUACCCUUUUCUUUUCAAAGGUUUCAUUUUAAGCCCAGUUCCUUGUUUUGCCCUUUCUAGCAAGCGACCUUUCCUUUGGAAGCAGCUGAGAAUCAGAUGACCUAGAGAUGAGGUUCUGGAUUUGUUCCUUGAUCUUCCUAACGGUUAGCUCCCCACCCAAUGACUGUGAACAGCCUGUGCCGUAGGACAGAGCAGAGCAAUCUCACGGAUGCUCCCUGUGAGCUCUCGUCUCCUGCCGUAGGGACCAGGCCUGCCUGCAGCGGUAAGAAGUGCAGUGGGGUUGGGUGGUGUCUUCAGUUAGCUCAGCCUUUUGCGUAUCAGGGCACUGUGGUGAAGGCACAGAUGUCCAGCAUUUCAGUACUGUAGAGCAAGGUGGUUUGUCACCCUCCAGAGAUCUGGAAGUGAACAGGACACUGGAGACAAGGUCACCUGCUUCCCCCAGGGAUAUUUCUGCGAGAGGCUUCUGUUUCCACAUGCGGGGCCUGUUCCUGCCUGCCAGAGGCUGAACAGAGCGAAAGCCCUGGCUGCGCCUCCUGAUCCAGAGCUGCGGGCCCUGAGGAGCUGCCUUCUGAUGGUCUUGGCCUCUGACAUGCCGAGGUCUUCAGGCAGGCGGGAGGGAGAUGUUCUGCGUGCUGGAGCAGGAUCUGGCCCAGGCAUGGUUGUGUCCUUGUGGGUCAGCUGCCAUACUGGUGAGCUCUGGGCUCGCAGAACGCUUUACCUCAUGCUGUCGUUGUGUUCUCAGAAGUGCUCUCUCUUCACCCAGAGCAGCUGCACUGAGCAGUGUCCUCCUUGCUGCUGCUCCUCCCGGGGCCUGAGUUUUCCUAGCGGUUGUUCUUGGGUUUGAUCCUCUGUAGUGGCUCAGCCUUUCUUUGAGUUGAAAAGAGUCAGCAGAAUUCCCUAUUUUCUGGAAAGAAAGCCAGAGGAGCAGCCUUUCUGCUCUGCUGAGCCCAAGCAGCUGAAGCCUUCUCUUCCUUCAAACCCUCAAGCUGUGAUGUGAGCUGCCAGCUCACGGGCUCCAGAACAGGAGCUGGGGGAGGUGUAAAAGCACUGCUCUGUGCAGUGGUGGCACUGAACCUUGCCUUUCGGAUUGCAUACAUCACUGCUAUAGGCCUGACCCUAAUUCUGUGUCUGUGAGCUAAAAAGCAAGCAGUAGGACAUUAAUUACCUUCUCUCCAAUUGCCCGAGUGGUAACAGCCAGUUUGGGACAAGCAAGGGGGUCCCUGCCAUACCAGGAGAAGACAGGUUUUAGAGGGGCUAGAUCUUAAGAGCAAACCUUAUGAUGAAAAGGCGGUAGGUAAGCUUGAAGUUGUCUGCUUCAUCUUUUAGCUGCUGUUAAAAUCCUAGUACUUACAAAAUUCUUAAAAAUGAGAGCUCUGUUUUGUUUGGUGACAGUGCCUGCAGAGAUUCUCCAGCGUUUUUGGGAUUGCUCUAACUAGAGCGCAGAGACAUUUAGAUCUUUAUCAGUUUUGAGAAGCAUGAACUGUGCUGAUUUGUUAAGCAAAGAACCUGAGCUUGAAAGCAGGCUUCUCUGUAAGGAGCUGUUCUCCUCCAGGCCUUCUACGUUACACUUUAUUUGAGCAUCCUUGAAGCAAGGAAUCACUCAGGUUCUUGGGGCUCACCCAGUAAUCUCACUUUGCUUGCAUGAGAAAAAGGGUGUGCUUUUAGGUGUGCAAGAGUUGGAGACAAGUCUUCUAGGAUAGCUUAUCCCUGCCUCUCCUGAAGCCAGGGCACCCAUCUGGUGCCAGCAGCUGCCCUGAGGCAAAGCUAAGCAGGGUAUGAUCUGUUGUGUUCCAGUUGCUCAGUUCAAAUGAAUUUGUCUUAUUUGAAUACGAAUAGAAAGGAGGAAUAGUUCAUCCUUCAUGGCUUCACUUCAGUUGCUUAGUUGCCCUGGUUUUAUGCAUUUUUGUCAUUACAAAGCUAGUGGUUGAGGGGGUUCCUGAUCCUGUUAUGGUGCUAUGAGCAAUUUUCCUUGUUGGCCCAUCGCUUCCUGACAGGUUUGCCUCAGAAGGAGCCUUCAGACAAAGCAUGUGGAAACAUGGGAGGAUGGUAGGGGAUAACCAGUCAGCACCUCUCUGGGAAUGUCAUAUUUAGGCCGGUUCCCCUUGCCAUCUCUGUCUGGCACCUGCAAGCUGGCCAGAUGGCCAUAAUGAGGUACCUGGUCCUGACCAGGGAAAGAAAAAGUUUGAGUUGGCUGUAGAUUUCCAGCGUGGGUGUUUGAGGGAAUAUCCAAGAUGGUGUUUAACUGAGAUUGGUUAGGGACAAGGCGGUUUGUGUUUUGUUGUCCCCAGGCAGAUGAAGCACGUGUCCCUUGGCAGCAGUGUGGGGAGCUGGGUCAGAAUAGACCCUGGCUUGAUUGGUGGAGCAGUUGUGUAGAGAGGGACAGAUAAGGCAAUUUUAAUAAAGUUUCCACUUAAUAAAGGGGAGACAACACUGGUGAUUGUGUUUUGGGCCUGGAUAGUGGUUCCAAAGCCUGUUUUAAUUACCAACCCGUCAGCUUCUCCUUUUGUACCUUUAAGCCAGGCCAUUUCCCCUUCUGUGUGUGUGACUGAAACAACAGCUCUGACCCUUUGGAGUUCCCCAGGUGGCAGUGAGCAGAAAGCCAAAUGAAUUCACUUCUCUUUUUGGUGCCUUUGUCUCAGGCUUUGAAUAAAAGUCUAUUUGAAGAAGCUUCUUUUUUUUUUUUUUUUAAGGAGCUUCUGAGUUGUUUUUUCUUUUAUCCCAAGGGACAGGCAUUCCCUGCCCUUAAGAUCAGCUGAGGACUGUCUCACUGUCCCUGGAUGCCAGCUCCGGAGGUCACAGCUGAAGCGGAGAACUGCGAGCGAAUAUCUUUGGUUCCAGGCCUUGAGGUCAAUGGGAAAAAUGCCUAGCAGGGGAUAGAAGAACUGGAAGAGCUCCUUCAGGUCUGGUCUCCCCCAGAAAUGUCCUGAAGGCAGGAUGGAGAACUUACAGACAGUCUGGAGCCUGCGUGUCUGUGCAGUUCAGAGCCGAGUGAGUCAUGGCUGCGUCCUGGUACUCAUAUGGUGCUUCUGUGUGCAGAGUGUGGUUUGGGGGUCCUGCCACCCGAACUCACUUGCCAGGGGCUUGCCCUGCACCAUUUGGGUCUGAACAGGAUGCACAGACCCAUGCUAUGUCCCUUGGUCUUCCUUUAAGUUGAAAUGGGAUUGCAGCAGCCAGGGAAGUGUCUUGAUAUGGGAAGCCUGGGCUGAACAUGCCUGUCUUUGAUGGAAAACUGCAGGAGGAGGGAGAGGACCAGCAGAGCAGCUUCAGCCCUUGAUGUGAGCAGAUUCUGAGCAGCUGCGAAGUACCAAGUGUUUCAGGCUCUGUUUGGUACUCAAUUGUGGCAGAGAUCAGUCUGCUUCUUGCACUUCUGUGGCGGGGAGGGAAAUAUCCUUGCUGAGAAUCCAGGAGAAAUGGGAGCUGGGCCAGCACUGAGCUAAUUUACCUACUGACGCUUCUGCAUCUCCAGAACAAAUGCCAAAGUCUAAUACAAUUCAAGGAUGACUUUUUUUUUUUUUUUUUUUAACGUCAGCCUGGUUCCACCAGUCUGUCUUCACUGGCUAGUCCCAAAUAGGCUCAGACGAGUGUUCUCAAUGGCACAAACGCACCACCAGGCUGGAGAUGUGAAGGCUUGGAAAUGUGAUUAACACAAAUCGUCUGCCUGUGCUGCACCCCUGCUUUGCACGCUGCUCGGCAGGGCUGUGGCACGUGCGUUUCACCUUGGAUCCGAAUGGGUUUGUCCCAGGAAUACAGUAGCAACAGCAUUGAAAUGGUGCUGGGCUGGACGGGAGAGGUGAAAGCAGGUCCAUGUCUUCCAGGACUCUGGCUUGCUCAGAGUUUAUUGCUGUAUAUUAAAUACUAUUUUUGGAGACUGGGGGGAAGAUGUGGGAGGGGGAGGGAUGUGGCGGCGCUGUCCCCAGGCUGAUCAGUGGGACGCUACUGCAGGUUAUUGAUAAGUUUUGAUUAUUUUUUUUUCCCAAAAAGUGCUUUAUUUAAAAAAAAAAAAAAAAGGAAAAAAAUAAUCAAUAAAACAGAAGUGCUUUCCUCCCUCCUAGGAACAGUGCUGGCUGAUUAAAAAAUGUGAAUAAUCUUUUGCAAACAUCAAAGGUCUCUGCUAAAGAGUUUGUGUGAUGGAGAUUUCAAGGCAAGGGGCACAGUACGGCUCAAACCAGUUUAACUGGGGAGAGUGUGGAUCUCGGAAACACGGGAUCUCUGCCCUGGAGUUGUUGCCGGUCAGGCGUGGUGGGGAUGCGCUUGUGCUGCUGUGGCUGUUCUGUCACACUGACAGUUCCUGAGCUAGGGCGCUGGAGUGAAGCGGUGCCUGGAAACGUGCUGGCAGGUGGGGGCUUGCAUUUUUCAUGGUUUCUACGGCCAUCAUGUGUUCAGGGCUUCCCCACUUGAGAAGCAGCCAGUUUGGUGAGGCAGCCCCGGAGAGUGUGAGAGCAGAGGCAGGAUUUGUGCUUUGUGCCAGGAGGCCAGUAGCCAGGACUGCGAGAUGCUGGGCAGGUGAUGGGGAUGUUAGGGUGCCAUCGGUGUCGCAGCUCUGAGCGUUGGCGGGUGGUCCCACCGCCCUGCAGUGCCCCGCUGGGACCCCUGGAAGUGACCCGUGCUGUGGCAUUAAGGACACGUCACAAACUACUUGAAGCUGCAGGUCUAGGUUGUCUGUAAAGGCUAAAGCAGUGUGGGGAGAGAUCUCUGUCUGUACUUGUCACUAGUACAAAGGUUUUUAAGGAGGAUUUUUUUUAUUUUACUGUCCAUUGCUUUGUGUUAUAACAACUUGCAGUGACAUUUUUUUUUUAAUUUUUUUUUUUUAGUUGGUUUUGCAGCAAGCUUGGGCCCUGGGUGAAAAGCACAGAUGUCUAUUUCUGAUUGCAUUGGCUUUGCAGGGACUAGUUUGGGGGAAAAGACGGGUGUGGGGGUGGGUUAUUUUAUUUUUGGUACACGGUAGCGGUUUUAUUUUUUAAUUUCCUCAGGAUGUUUGGUUGAGGGAAUGUUCUGAAAUCUACUGUCUGGCGGUUUUAACCAGCAGUGCAUUAAAGGAAAAUAAAACAAAAUUAUAUUGUCACUUGGAUGAGGUGGUCCCUCAUUUCUAAGGGUUGGGGACAGGGGCAUCCCUUUGGCUUUUCGGCUCCCGCUGCGGGAGUGCUGCCCUGCGGAGGGGAUGCAGUUUAACAUCCCACCACAGCCUCCCCCACGGCUUCGGCACUCUCUCGCUGGUUAUUUUUGGCGAUAAAAUGCAAGUUGAACGGUACAACAUCCUCUUUAAAGUGCUGGUGGGGACCGUGUUGCUUCCUGCUUGGGCCGGGAACACCAGCGAUGUUAAUCUAUGGUCUGGGGUUUUGCAAGCUGCCCCCAUUUCGGCUCAAAACUGUGUCAGAGGCGGACGGACGGGUCUGGAGCCGGUGCAGAGAGAAAGCAGCACCUUCCUCUCUCGGGGGCUGAGGGACCCUGGCUCUCUGUAGGGCACCUGCCCCUGGGAAUAGAAGGGUCUUUGGUGUGUCCUUCGUGGGGCCAGGGAGGAGGAUUUGUGAGCGCUGGUGUGUUUGAGAGAGCAUUCGGUUGGCAGCGGCAGCAGCAAACGUCACUAACCACUGCUCUACAUCUCUUUUUCUGGUCAAUUUUGAGCGCGUUGAGUGUUGGCUGGAGUCUGGAAAGAGGACGCAGAUGUUUCUUUUGCCUUGGCUCCCCGAAGGGCUGGAGGUGACUCUUAACCCCUGAGCGCCUGCUGCAGGCUGGGGGGUAGCCCCUUUUUUGGGAAGAAAGGCGUCCUUUCCUCGGUGUGGUGCUCCUGUGGAUCCCCGCAGGCGGGACAUCCCAGUUCCUCCCGGCUCUGGAGUCUCGUCCGUCAGCUGCCACCCUCCCUCCGAUGGGUGCUCCUGGGUGUCCGGGAUGGGGUGACAGUGGCAGGGUGACUCUCACCAGCGCUCCCUGAGUGACCCUCCUUGGAGCACACGGUCUUGUCACUGUCCCUGCCCGGGCCAGGGUCCCAGCUCCUUGGGAACAGCAGCGAGGGGGUGGGUUUUUGUUAGUUUUUUGUAUUUCUUUUCUUCGGGUAACUUCCAGCUUUCUCCCCCCGCUGGGUGUAGCCGCGGGUCGCGCCGCGCCGCCCGGGUCCCCCCUCCGGCC
Chroicocephalus ridibundus (black-headed gull) is the source of this 7887-nucleotide messenger RNA. RefSeq names its product malectin (gene MLEC). Gene Ontology annotation, cellular component: membrane. Lineage: Eukaryota; Metazoa; Chordata; Aves; Charadriiformes; Laridae. The record is from RefSeq and is a predicted model, not a curated record. The transcript has 5 exons. The coding region runs from base 132 to 971 and encodes 279 amino acids. Gene Ontology annotation, molecular function: carbohydrate binding.